AUGUUAAAUCAUGCAAAAUAUAUACGCAAAUUAUUGCAAGUAACUCUAAAUACAAGAAGAAUUCGUAAUAAUAUAAAUAUUAAACAUUUUCGAACUUCUUUGUAUAAUUUUCAUAGUGAAUACGAAUGGCAAGAUCCAAAAUCCGAAAAUGAAGUAGUCAAUAUUACGGUUAUAACAAAAGAUGGGGAGAAAGUACCUAUAAGAGGAAAAGUAGGAGAUAACUUACUUUAUUUAGCUCAUAGAUAUCAAAUACCAAUGGAAGGUGCUUGUGAGGCAUCUUUAGCAUGUACAACAUGUCAUUGCUAUGUUCAAAGUGAUCAUCUUGAUAUUUUACCAGAAGCAACAGAAACUGAAGAAGAUCUUCUAGAUAUGGCUCCAUUUUUAAAAGAAAAUUCGAGAUUAGGUUGUCAAAUUGUAUUAAAUAAAGAUCUUGAAGGUUUAGAAGUUGAAUUACCCAAAGCCACUAGGAAUUUUUAUGUAGAUGGACAUACACCAAAACCACAUUAG
Diabrotica balteata is the source of this 507-nucleotide messenger RNA. NCBI's taxonomy places the organism in Eukaryota, Metazoa, Arthropoda, Insecta, Coleoptera, Chrysomelidae. The record is from the annotation of a GenBank genome assembly.